GCUGACGUUUACAAUCACCAUGGAAACGAUGGGCUCGGACGAGGCUACGGCGACUCCGACAAUCACAGAGGAGAACAAGCUGCUUAUUGAAAAUGUGGAGGAGUUAAAGCUCUCUAAUGGAUUCCUUCGGGAAGAGCACGCGAUGCUGGAGGCAUUCAUCCGCCGCCAGGGGCCACAGGAGACAGCUCCCCAUGGGCCUCACGAGAUGGCUCCCCAGCCCCCAGGGGACCCAGCUAUGGCUGAAGGCUCCCCUCAGCCUGCCAGGCACUUGGACUUGCGGCAGAAAAUAUACAUCGCCCAGAAGGAGAUGGAGGAGACUAAGAGAGACAUCAAGGAAGCCCAACGACGCAAUGAAAUCGACAAGGCUGUCAUGGAGGAAGCGGAGCUGCGUCUCUCCGAGAUCCGGAGGCAGAAGUUUGAAUUUGAGCGCGACGUGGUGAAACCUCUGGAAGAGAACAAAGGCCAGAUGGACAUGGAGAAGGUCCUGGGCUACAUCGAGGACGGCAUCAAGAGGAAGGAAGCACAGGUGGAAAAGCAUUGUUUGAAAAACAAGUCGAAGGUCCGAGGACGCAAGCCCCAACUUAAGCUCCAACAGGAUCAGGACAUGGAUGAGGACCUGAAAGAGGUCAACAUGGCGCUGCUGAAGAUCAAGAACAGUCAACACAAGGAGAAGACUGCCGAGUGUAAGAGGGAACUACUGAUACCCAAGCAGCGGGCCUUUACCGCACAGAGGAACCUCAGCUCAUACAAGAACAAGCUGCAGAAUGCAACACUUGAGUCAGAGGAGCUAAGCCGCGACAUCACCAAGAGGCAAGAGACACUCGCGAAGAUCGAGGAAGAGACUCAACGGGUCGAGAAGGAAUGUGCCAAGGAAAAGGCCCUCUGUGAGAGGCUGCGUUUCCAGCUGGACGACUGCAGCGUGCCCGAUGUCAUGGAAUACAUCCAGGUCAAGGACCGGCACAAGAGACUGCAGCGCACCUUCCACGUAUGGGAGAGGAAGGUGGAGCUCUCUGAGAGGGCGUUGAGGAGCUACACCAAGGCCUGGAAGAGAGAGAAAGCAGACGUUGCCAGUGUAGACCACACAGAGGCUAGGGCCAGUCCCGGGCACCCCAUGGCUGUUUUGAGGCUCCCCAAAAUAAACUAACCCAGAUGUUGGACACUAUGGCCGACACAAUAUAUAGGUGUUGAUGUUUAUUGAAUGCAAUUCAUUAAACAAAACAAGUUACAUCCAGUAUAUGUACAUGCAGUUGACACUUCGUGCCCUCCAUGAAAUGUUCGAUCCACUUUUGUGCCUUCAUUUGCAAAAAACCGAGGACAAUUCGUCUUGAGAUAUCGACUUGCAGCCAAUGAUGCAGUUCAUACUUGAUUAUUCUGAUUCUGAAGGCUGACAGAGGCUAGGGGCAGUCCUGGGCACCCCAUGGCUGUUUGAGGCUCCCCAAAAUAAACUAACUCAGACGUUGGACACUAUGGCCGACACAAUAUA
Gadus morhua (Atlantic cod) is the source of this 1483-nucleotide messenger RNA. RefSeq names its product cilia and flagella associated protein 263 (gene cfap263). Gene Ontology annotation, biological process: cilium assembly. The transcript is spliced from 9 exons. NCBI's taxonomy places the organism in Eukaryota, Metazoa, Chordata, Actinopteri, Gadiformes, Gadidae. The record is from RefSeq and is a predicted model, not a curated record. Bases 20 to 1144 code for a protein of 374 amino acids. Gene Ontology annotation, cellular component: axoneme; ciliary basal body.